Molecule: messenger RNA, 5030 nt
Organism: Aplosporella prunicola CBS 121167
Lineage: Eukaryota; Fungi; Ascomycota; Dothideomycetes; Botryosphaeriales; Aplosporellaceae
Exons: 4
Coding region: 1-4749 (1582 amino acids)
Biological process (GO): transmembrane transport
Cellular component (GO): membrane
Molecular function (GO): ATP binding; ABC-type transporter activity; ATP hydrolysis activity
Source: RefSeq, a predicted model, not a curated record
AUGGAAGGCGACUACUCAGAGCGGCCCACGCCACAUAUCGAAGAACUUCCAGGCGCUUGGCCAGAAACGCCAGCGUCUAACCUUCGCCAGCAAUCAUAUCUUGGUUCGGCACGGCAACCAUCCACAACUAAUGUCGGAAGAGCCUCUGGACUAAAUGUGGUUACAAAUGCCCAGGACCAAGGCCACGGACAUACUCUACGGUCUGAGGUUACCACAGCCGUUCCUACGCCAACAGAGCAACAUACAGCCCAAUCGGCAGCACUCGACGCUGAUGCAGAGGAAGACAAAAGAGAGAUGGAAGAAUCAGCUUCAGACGAUGAAGAAGACAAAGAAGGAGGCUUUGCGCCAAUCAAGUCGGCGCCAAGCCAACCUGCAAAGAAGCCGAAUCCGAGCAGGGCGAUGACUGAAGAAGACCUCUUCAAGGUCCUGUCUCGUCGUCGCACCGACCAAUCCGGUCGGCAAGGAUCAAUUUCGACGGCGGCCUCAGGUCACGAUGAAGAACAGGAGGAAAUAAAUCGCCUGAUGUCUCGUAUGUUCGGACAGUCCCGCCAGCAGUCUUCCGAAGAGGAAAAGACAAGACACCUUGGUGUGGUGUUCAAAGGCCUCACUGUUAAGGGUAUGGGUCUUGGUGCUGCUCUCCAGCCUACAAAUGGAGAUUUGUUUUUGGCUCUACCCCGGUUUCUGAAGAACCUUCUCACCAGAGGUCCCAGACAAGCAGCUGGCAAACCUCCCAUCAGGACCAUUCUUGACAACUUUUCCGGAUGCAUAAAGCCUGCAGAAAUGCUUCUGGUUCUUGGAAGACCCGGUGCUGGUUGCUCUACAUUCCUUAAGGUCCUCGGAAAUCAACGAUUCGGUUAUGAAGCCAUUGAUGGGGAUGUCCUAUAUGGUGGGACGUCUGCCAAAGAAAUGGCCAAUAAGUAUCGCAGUGAAAUAAUUUACACGCCGGAGGACGACUUGCACUACGCUACACUCAAAGUGAAAAAUACGCUCCAAUUCGCUCUCAAGACAAAAACACCUGGAAAAGACUCGAGAAAAGAAGGCGAGUCCAAAUCGGACUAUGUCAAAGAAUUUCUCCGUGUCGUCAGCAAGUUGUUCUGGAUUGAACAUACUAUGAAUACGAAAGUUGGAAAUGAGUUCGUACGGGGUGUCUCUGGUGGAGAAAAGAAGCGUGUCAGCAUUGCAGAGGCCAUGAUCACAAAGGCCUCUGUUCAGUGCUGGGAUAAUAGCACGAAAGGAUUGGACUCAUCUACAGCGCUCGAAUAUGCGCAAAGCUUGCGAUCGUUGACAAACAUGGCUCGCGUCUCCACAUCCGUCGCGCUCUACCAAGCGGGAGAGAGUUUGUACAAUCUUUUCGACAAGGUCAUUGUCAUCCAUGAAGGUAAAUGCUGUUACUUCGGUCCCAUCGACACCGCAACGGAGUACUUCAAAUCCCUGGGAUUCCAUCAACCCAAACGAUGGACGAGCGCCGAUUUCUUGACUUCCGUCACGGAUGAGAACGAACGGCACAUCAGAGAAGGCUGGGAGAACCGUAUUCCAAGAUCUCCUGAACAGUUCGGAGAAGCCUUCCUGAAGAGCGAGCGGCACAAGGAGAACCUUCGAGAGAUCGAGGAGUUCGAACAGGAGACUCAACGAUUGGUUGAGGAACGCCGCCAGUCUCAAACCAAAGCCACCAAGAAGAAGAACUACACCAUUUCUUUUCCCCAACAGAUUGCUGCUUGCACCAAACGCCAGUUCCUGGUGAUGAUUGGAGACAAACAAUCACUGGUCGGCAAAUGGGGCGGCAUCCUCUUUCAAGCUCUGAUCGUAGGAAGCUUGUUCUAUAAUCAGCCCAAGACCAGCUCCGGUGUAUUCACCCGUGGCGGUGUACUUUUCUUUGCACUUUUGUUUAAUGCCCUGCUGGCUCUGGCAGAACUCACAGCCUCCUUUGAGAGUCGGCCCAUCCUCCUCAAGCACAAGUCGUUCUCAUUCUACCGGCCAGCGGCAUAUGCUAUCGCUCAAGCUGUCUGCGAUGUUCCAUUAAUUCUAAUUCAGGUUACCAUAUUCGAUGUGGUAGUAUACUUCAUGAGCAAUUUGCAGAGGACGGCUUCGCAGUUUUUUAUCUCCCUUCUAUUCCUCUACGUUUUAACCUCCACCAUGUAUAGUUUUUUCCGUGCUAUUGGAGCACUUGUCGGGUCGUUGGAUGUCGCAACACGUAUCACUGGUGUCGCGAUACAAGCCUUGGUCGUAUACUCAGGAUACUUAAUUCCGACAAAGAAGAUGCAUCCCUGGUUUUCUUGGAUUCGAUGGAUCAAUCCGGUCCAGUACGGAUUCGAAGGAUUGAUGUCAAAUGAGUUUUACAAUCUGGACAUCAUUUGCGAGCCUCCAUACUUAAUACCUUUCGGCGUUCCUGGUGCGACUCCGGAGUACCAAGCUUGUUCCCUCCAAGGAAGCAGACCGGGGUCGACGACCGUCAGUGGCGCCGACUACAUCUCUGUCGCUUACACCUAUUCUCGUUCUCAUCUUUGGAGAAAUUUCGGAAUUAUUUGCGGAAUGUGGUUUUUCUUUAUCUUUCUCACUGCCGUAGGGAUGGAGCGACAAAAACCAAACAAAGGAGGAGGGAGUGUUACUAUUUACAAAAGAGGUCAGGCACCAUCAGCCGUCAAGACCGCCAUGGAAACAGGCAACCAACCCAGGGACGAGGAAACUGGAAAAGAACAAGCCGCAGGAACCGAUCAAUCGAGAGACGCCACCUCAUCGGAAGACGAGAAGACAAAUAUGAAAGGAGUUGCCAAAAACGACACCAUCUUCACUUGGCAGAACGUCACUUAUACUAUCCCGUAUGAGAAUGGGGAGCGGAAGCUGCUGCAAAAUGUUCAAGGUUACGUGAAGCCGGGGAAACUAACUGCACUGAUGGGAGCUUCUGGCGCGGGCAAAACGACUCUACUCAAUACUUUAGCGCAACGCAUUCGGUUUGGUGUUAUCACAGGCGAUUUCCUUGUUGAUGGAAAACCACUCCCUCACUCCUUCCAGAGAAGUACUGGUUUCGCUGAGCAGAUGGACAUCCACGAAUCCACCUCGACGGUGAGAGAAGCACUCCGUUUCUCAGCAAAGUUACGGCAACCGAAGGAAGUUUCUUUGAAGGAGAAGUACGAAUAUGUCGAGACCGUCAUUGAUCUCUUGGAAAUGCGAGAAAUCGCUGGAGCCACGAUUGGAAAGACUGGAUCUGGUCUGAACCAGGAACAGCGCAAACGAGUAACCAUUGGCGUUGAGCUUGCCAGUAAACCUGAGCUCUUGAUGUUCCUGGACGAGCCAACAUCUGGAUUGGAUUCCGGCGCAGCUUUCAACAUUGUGCGCUUCCUCCGCAAGCUCGCCGACGCCGGUCAGGCAAUCCUUUGCACGAUCCAUCAGCCGAGUUCUGUUCUCUUCGAACACUUCGACCAACUUUUACUCCUCAAAUCCGGCGGCAGGAUGGUAUACUUCGGCGAGCUCGGCCAUGACAGCAAGAAACUCUUGAAUUACCUUGAACGCAACGGCGGGAAGAGGUGUCCUCCACAGAGCAACCCAGCCGAGCAUAUGUUGGAGACUAUCGGUGCUGGAAACCCUGACUACAAAGGCCAGGACUGGGGUGAUGUCUGGGAGAAGUCGCCUGAAAACGAUGAGUUGACCAGAGAGAUUCAACAAUUGGCCAAGGACCGUCGCAGCAGGAGCACGAAAGAGUCUGUUAAGGAUGACAGAGAGUAUGCCAUGCCGCUGAUGACGCAGACAAUAACCGUGGUCGUCCGGAGCUUCACGGCCAUGUGGAGAACCCCUCAGUACGUUGUCGGCAUGUUCAUGUUGCAUAUUUUCACGGGCCUCUUCAACGCGUUCACAUUCUGGGAUUUGGGUAACAGCCAGAUUGAUUUCCAGUCCCGGCUGUUUUCCAGUUUUAUGACCUUGACGAUUUCUCCUCCCCUCAUCCAGCAGCUGCAGCCACGGUACUUGGAGGCCCGAAAAAUAUUCGAAUCGCGCGAGUCCAACGCGAAGAUAUACUCCUGGUUUGCUUUCGUUACUGGUGCCAUCCUCUCGGAGAUACCUUACCGCCUGGUUGCCGGUACACUGUACUGGGCGGCGUGGUAUUGGCCGCCGCAUUUUCCACGCGAUACCUAUACGUCUGCCAGCGUCUGGCUCUUCGUCAUGGUGUUUGAGUUGUUUUACCUUGGGUUCGGGCAAGCCAUUGCUUCCUUCUCGCCGAACGAACUCCUGGCUUCAUUGUUGGUACCCAUGUUUUUCCUGUUCGUUGUGAGCUUUUGCGGCGUUGUCGUGCCGUACAUUGCUUUACCCUACUUCUGGAAAUCGUGGAUGUAUUGGCUCACGCCGUUUCAUUACUUGCUGGAAGCUUUCCUCGGCCUUCUUACCCAUGGCAUUCCAGUCAAUUGCGAUAGCUCAGAACUUGCGAAGUUUUACCCUCCGCCCGGACAAACCUGCGAAAGCUAUGCCGGGCCGUAUAUCGCACAAGCGGGUGGAAAGCUCCAGAACACAUCUGACGGCACCUGUGGCUUUUGUCAAUAUGCAGAUGGCGAUCAAUUCGCGGCCAGCUUUAAUGUCUACCAUUCGCACACGUGGCGGAAUUUUGGGAUUUUCUGGGCGUACAUUGUGUUUAAUUUCUUUAUCGUGUACGUCUGCUCGUGGUUGUAUUUGCAGGGAGGACGGAAGAUCAAGGGAUUCUUCAGCCCGCAGGCUCGCAAGACGAAGAAGGAGAGUCGGAGGAAACAGGAAGGGGAGCAGGCCUGAGGGCGGCUAGACACGGGGCUAGGGGGAUUUUGACCAGUUCAGCGGAUGCGAUUGGCCUGUGCAAAUAUCGUCGAUUGCCGCAUCGGGCAGGGGUGCAGGAUGAUUGUGAUGGGAGGUGUGGGGAAGGCCGCGUGGGGAUGCAGGGGUGUUGGAUGGGCGCAAAUGCCAGGGCCCGAAUUACGCAGCGGGCGCGAAAAUGUAUCGGAAAGAAGGCUCUGGCCCCUGCAUUUUGUUGCAGCAGAAAGCGAAACACAUUUUCGGGGCAGGAGUAGAGGCGUGUA